UAUUUUUGUUUUGACAUUUGUUUAAAAUUUCGGCAAUUUCUGAUUGAAUAUCAUAAUUGAUUAUUACAAUUGAAAUAGGCAAUGGACAAUAAAAUAUCAUUAUCAGGAAUUGAAUAAUAAAAAAAAAUUCUUCUUAUAUUAAAGAAAAAAUUAAUUUUCUUGCAAUAUGAUUCGUUUAUUACGUAAUACCAAGUCUACAUAUUUUUCACGAUGCAUUUCUACAACUGCACAAAACCACGGAUAUAUUGUAUUAGUGCCAGAAAUUGGAGAAGAUGACAAUUUUUCUCAAACAUUAAUUGAUGAAAAAGGUCUUCUAAGAUUCAAUGGAUUAACAAUCGAAAAUUGUCUAGCGGCAGUUUCAAAACAAGCCAAAGAUGUUGAGAUGACAGUUAAGUCUAUUGAAACCAAAAUUACACUAGCUGAAAAUGAUGAAAAAAUUGAUUUGAAGGAAGAAAUUUUUAAGAAAUUGGAUGAAAAAAUUGGCCCUUUAGAAACCACAUGGGGUAUUGCUAAAGCAAUCUAUUUGGGUAAUAGUACCUUAAUGCCGACAAAAUCGUAUAUGAGUGUUCAUGAAAGAGCACGUAGCGCAAGAGCGGCAAAGUUUUCAAAUGAUGUUAUAUUUAAAGAAAUUAAAAGCCAGUAUGAAAUAUUGAAAAUUGAUGAUUCAGAAUAUAAGAGACUUAUACAAAAAUUUUUGCUUGAAGGAAAAUUGAAUGGUUUAGAUUUGCAAGAAUCGGACAGAAUUCAAUUAGAAGAUAUUUCACUAAAACUGGGACAAGAAAGAGCAUCCUAUAAAAAUAAAGUCAAUUCAGUUGUGAGCGGGUUUUCACACUUAAUUAAAGAUUAUUCUUUGGUAAGAGAUUUCCCUCCUAAUGUGCUAGAAGCAAUUGCUGUAGAUCAUAAUAAACCCACAAAUGGUCCAUGGAAAAUAAGCUUGCAACCCUAUAUAGUGAAACAAUUUUUAAAAUAUUGUCCAGAUAGGAUUCAACGAUGGAAUAUUUGGCAGGCUGAUAUUAGAAAAUGUUCUCAAUUAGCAGAGAAGAAUUUUGAAACUAGUACACAUUUGGAAAAAAUUAGGGGUUUAAGGAAAAGACAAGCUGAAGUUUUGGGUUACAAAACUUUUGCUGAUAUGUCAAUGCAAACAAAAAUGAUAAAAACUGUAGAUAAUGCAAAGGAUCUUUUUGCUAAACUUCUAAACUAUGCUGGACCUCUGCAACAAGCUGAAGUGCAAACAUUACAAGAUUUUGCCAAUAAUUCAGGCUUUGAACGUAAACUUGAGCCUUACGAUAUAUUUUAUUGGCAACGGAAAUUUUUAAAAUCAAAUUUUAACUUGGAUGAAAAUAACGUUUCUGAGUAUUUUACCCCUCCAAGUGUGUUUGCAGGAAUGUUUGAAAUAGCAGAAAUCGCUUUUAAUAUAAAAAUUUUAGAAAAAGAGGUUGAAGUAUGGCAUCCAGGUGUUAAGUUUUAUGAAGUUUUUGAUUUAAACCGAACGGUUUCCGAUCCUGUAGGCGGUUUUUACUUAGACUGUUACUCGAAAGAACGAAAUCAUAACAGAAAUUUUGGUUGGAUGGUUGGCAUCAGAAAUCGAAAUGUACAAUUGGGGCAAAACCCAUUGGCAGCUUUGAUAUUUAAUUUUAGUUCACCAGUUUAUAAUAAACCCCAUUUGCUUACAAUGGAAGAUUUGGAAAUGAUAUUUAGAAAUUUUGGUUCUUUACUUCAGCAUAUAUUAACACGUGCAAAUUAUGUGGACUUAGCUGGAUUAUCGAAUAUCGAAUGGGAUGCAUCGCAAAUCUGUGGUCAUGUUUUAUGUAAUUUCCUUAAUGAUGAUAAAAUUUUAAAAAAACUGUCAUCACAUUAUGCAAAUGAAGAACAAAUACCGGAUGACAUAGCCAAGAAUAUAAAAUUAUUCAAAACUUCAAUGAGUGCAUACGAACUAUGUAAAGAGCUUUAUCUAUGUGAUCUGGAUCUCGAAUUACAUUCUAAAACGGAAUUUUGGUUAGAUAUUGUUAAAAAAUUAUGGCCAGUUUACCAUAUAAUGCCUUUAGAGAAAAUUGAUGCUCACCCAUGUUCCAUGUCAAAUAUAUUUUCUGGUGAUUGGGGUGCAGCUUAUUUUAGUAAUUUACAUUCUAGACUGAUAGCGGCUGACAUUUAUGAUGCUUUUGAAGAAAAAUCUAAAGGAGGAGACGCUGGUGUUCGUUUCAAAGAAACAUUUUUAUCUCUUGGUGGUUCUAUUAAAACAGAAGAAAUAUUUCGAAGAUUUAGAGGAAGGGAUCCAACAUCUGAAGCAUUGUUAAGAUCGCUAAAUUUAUUAGGGGCUUCUCAAACAUCUUAUUGUUAAUAUUAAUUCAGUUAAUUUCGUCUUUGUUUAAUGGCAAUAAAUAUUUUUUAUAUACAUCUUUGUUUUUGUUGAAAAUAAUAAAAUUAUUUCUACGGUAAUAUUGUUGAUUUUCUUAAAUGCA
Messenger RNA from Condylostylus longicornis, 2459 nucleotides. RefSeq lists its product as uncharacterized. The transcript is spliced from 3 exons. Bases 167 to 2338 code for a protein of 723 amino acids. Gene Ontology annotation, molecular function: metalloendopeptidase activity. The record is from RefSeq and is a predicted model, not a curated record. Lineage: Eukaryota; Metazoa; Arthropoda; Insecta; Diptera; Dolichopodidae. Gene Ontology annotation, biological process: proteolysis; peptide metabolic process.